AUGACGGAUACAAGGGAGCAGAUCCAAACCAGGGUGCAGGAGGAAUUGGCUGCCGGCUCUGACUUCAAAGCAUCAGAACUCCAACCACUCACAGGUGGCACUGGAAACUUCAUAUUCCUGGCAACACUCUCGACUGCUCUUCCUGAUGGCACGUCACAGGUGGUCGUCAAACACGGCGAAGAAUAUGUAGCUUCGAAUCCCAAUUUCCCCUUGCCGACUUCUAGAUGCAUCAUCGAGGUUGAAUGCCUGCGUGAGCUAUCAAACCUGGCACCGCUGGUCUCCUCGCCGUUCGCCAUCGCGACCCCCAAAAUCCUCCAUUUCAAUCCGGACACCAACACGCAAAUUCAAGAAUAUUUCCCCAACUACAUUAACCUCAAGGAAUAUGCCUUUGGGUACUACAAAGCCCCCACCCCAACGUCAGCAAAGUCCCAAUGCCUGAAACUGGGCGUGGCAAUUGGAAAGUGGCUUCGCCAGUUCCAUGCCUGGGGAAAUGAGCCGGCUAAUCAGUCAUUCCGUGGCUCGCUGCAGAAUAACGGCGCAAUGCAGCAACUGAAGAACUAUAUCAACUACAAGAUGUUGGUCGACAUGGUGGAUCAGCACCCGGAUAUCCUCGGAGACGCCAAGGAAAUUUUCCAAAAGAUCUAUGAGCAGACCCUCGAGGAGCUCAAGGAUGAGAGCUCAUUGGUGCCCAUCCAUGGGGACUUUUGGACUGGCAAUGUACUGUUGCCCAACAAGCCCAUCGAGGAUGGCACACAAACCCAGGUAGCCAUCAUCGACUGGGAGCUGGCCCAGCUCGGCAUCAAGCCUCUGGACGUGGGCCAAAUGGUUGCGGAACUCUGGCAAUUAAGCUUGUACAAGAAGAUCGACGCUGGCACAUGGAUUAUCCAGGGAUUAGCGCAAGGCUACGGCGUUGUCGACGUCGACUUUAUUUUUCGAACGCUGAUCCAUGUCGGGGCGCAUCUAAUCUGCUUUGGAUCCAGGACGCCAAAUUGGGGCACAGCCGAGCAGAACAAGGACCUUGUCCGUAUUGGCAAGGACGUCAUUCUGAAGGCUUGGGGCAAGGAUCGGUCCGCAUUCGCCGGCCACGACCUAGAGUUGCUUUUCCCAUGA
Messenger RNA from Clonostachys rhizophaga, 1110 nucleotides. The record is from the annotation of a GenBank genome assembly. Lineage: Eukaryota; Fungi; Ascomycota; Sordariomycetes; Hypocreales; Bionectriaceae.